This is a messenger RNA of Symbiodinium necroappetens, 2148 nucleotides long. Lineage: Eukaryota; Dinophyceae; Suessiales; Symbiodiniaceae. The record is from the annotation of a GenBank genome assembly.
AUGGCACUUUCGGUGCCACCGAGUACGCAGCGCUCCAUUGCAGUCGUAGAUCCUGGAGGCCUGAGCCGCACUCCUGCAAAUGGAUCCAGCUCCAGCCGGAGCAUCAAUGGAGACAGCGAGAAGGCCCAGCUGCUGCCGGUCGCUCCACCCCCCAAUCCAGAAGAUCCUCUGGACAAGGGCUGCGAGCCCCUGACAGUGCAACGCAAAUGCACCGAUGUUGUGUGGAUUUUUCCGUUUCUCGUCCUGCUGGGAGUUUCUGCGUAUGCCACCUACGAGGCGGCUCAGGUGGGCAACUUUGGAACGAUUUUCAGAGUGCCAGACUUCCAAUCGGAAAUGUGCGGUGAAGGGGCAAGGAAGGCCAAGACCUUCCUGUACUUCUGCAUGAAGCAGGAUUCCCAAUGGGUCUUCGACGAAGCGAACAAGAGUCUGGAGAUACGAUAUCCAAUCUGCGUGGAGCGCUGCCCGACUUCCUUCAAUACGUCCACCCGCUGCUAUUUGGGGGUGGGGAAGGACGAUGAUGCGAAUUCCUGGGACUGGGUGCAAGACUACCCCACGCAGCCCACGGCUUUCUUCUGCAGGCCGCACAGAGCCUUCAGCAAAGGUCUCAGCGAUGACUUCUGGACGGCAGUGAAGAAGGGGCCGAAGAUUGUUUACUUGAUUCUCCGCUUUUACAACGGUUGGCCUGAGGUGAUCUCGGUCUCCAUUUCGUGCUCGUCCGUGUUUGGACUUUUAUACAUUAUUUCCUUGUCCAAGUGCGCUCGCCAACUGAUCUGGCUUGCAUUGAGUACCACGGCGCUCUGCUCCGCGGUCGUGAGUGCCUGGUAUGGCUACUGCUUCAAGACUGGCAUGUGCAAGAAAUACACAGGAAACGGCGCGGAAGAUCCCAUCGACCUUGCCCGAUCUGUUGCUUUUGGCAUAGUGGCCAUUCUGACCUUGCAGACUAUCUGUAGCCUCGGACGAAAGCUGGAUACGGUGGGGCGAAUCCUCGAGAUGUCAUGCAGUUGCAUCAUGUCCAGCCCCAUGCUGACCAUAUUGCCGCUGGUGAUGCUUUGCCUUCGAAUCAUCUCGACGGCCUGGGUGGUCUACGUCGUGCUGGGCCUUUACAGUGCGGAGGUUCACGAUCGCUUGGAUGAUGUUGCUCAGCCGUGGGUGAGUGGCUGGAACCGGCUGCCUGCGGUGAGCAAGUCGAUUGAGUUCCAAGUUUACGUGGUUGCCGUUGCCUGCUUCUACUGCCUGUUCAGCUCGUUCAUCACAUGCGUCUCCUGGUUCGUCAUGAUCUUUCUUGCCCAAGUUUGGUAUUUCGCCGGUCCCAAAUUUUCCACUCGGCGGUGUCCUGUGCCAAGAGCUUUAUGGAUCUGCCUGCGUUACCAUUUUGGCACCAUGGUUCUUUCAGGAGUGUUGCAUCUCGUCAUCGGGCCACUCCACUCCACGCUAGGAAAGCUCCAGGAUGGUGUCAAGUCUGGCAACCCCCUGGCAUCCAUCCUCCAGACCUGCUUGUCCUGCUGCCUGGACUUCUACGAAGAGUCCCUCGCGCACCUAAACCGCGGUGCCCUGCUGGACGUGAGCCUGCAGGCUUUCACGUACUUCGAAGGCGCCAACCAUAUUGCGGACAACGAGUCUGGCACCUCCCUCGCCGAAGAGGUCGGCCUGCUCAACACAUCCACUACUAUGUUCCAGCUGGCGGGUGUGGGAAUGGCGGCCGCGACGACGUGGUUUGCCGUAGCACAAACUCUGUCCCAGCGUCAGUUCGCCGACCCGGACAGCCGGCUAUUUGUGGAAGACCGGUCCACACUGUGCAUUGGCGGUGCUGUGAUUUCGCUUGUUGUGGCAACUCCCUUCAUGACCAUUUUUGAUGUUGUUGCGGAGGCCGUGCUCUUCAGCAAAGUCGUAGACCGGCAGCGCAACCCCAAAGCGAAAGGGCUGCCAGCCUCGUCCAGCAUGAUCUUGAGGAACUGCUCCCCGUGGCGGCGGACUCUGCAGGACAUCACGUCCUGCAACUGUGCCUACCGAACUGCUGCGGAUCUCACCCAGAGCCAAAGCUCUGGGGCCUUUGGACUUCUGGACUGGGGAUCUCAAACAUUCCAAGUGCAAGGAAGCCCGUCAAUGCCAGCCUUUGCUGCAUCUUCACCCUUCACAGGCCCUGUGUGA